Penicillium diatomitis is the source of this 747-nucleotide messenger RNA. Its product is annotated as peptide alpha-N-acetyltransferase complex A subunit ARD1. Gene Ontology annotation, molecular function: protein-N-terminal-glutamate acetyltransferase activity; protein N-terminal-serine acetyltransferase activity. The record is from RefSeq and is a predicted model, not a curated record. Gene Ontology annotation, cellular component: NatA complex. Gene Ontology annotation, biological process: N-terminal peptidyl-glutamic acid acetylation. The transcript has 2 exons. Bases 1 to 747 code for a protein of 248 amino acids. NCBI's taxonomy places the organism in Eukaryota, Fungi, Ascomycota, Eurotiomycetes, Eurotiales, Aspergillaceae.
AUGGUCGACAUUGUCCCUCUCUCAUCGUACCCCUCCUACAUCGACCUUCUUCCCUCAAUGCAAACCUGCAAUAUCACCAACCUUCCCGAGAACUACUUCUUGAAGUACUACCUUUACCACGCCCUGACAUGGCCCCAGCUGAGCUUUGUGGCUGUUGUCCGUCCCAAGAAUGGAUAUAAAUCAGGCUCUGGGCCUGGUAUGGCGGGCGACAUCUCCGGCCAGUAUCCCAAAGUGGUGGGGUACGUUUUGGCAAAGAUGGAGGAAGAGCCUAGUGAUGGUGUGCAACACGGCCAUAUCACGAGUUUGAGUGUGAGGGGCACGCAUCGUAGACUGGGCAUUGCGGAGCGCUUGAUGCGCAUGAGUCAACGUGCGAUGGCCGAGUCGCACCGUGCCCACUACGUCUCCCUGCACGUCCGCAUGUCCAAUACUGCCGCUCUUCGUCUUUAUCGCGAUACCUUGGGAUUUGAAGUCGAGAAGGUUGAGAGCAGAUACUACGCCGACGGCGAGGAUGCCUACGCCAUGAAAUUGGAUCUGCAGAAGCAAUGGCUGGAUUGGAAGGCCAUCGAGAAGCGGGACCGCGAGAAUGAAAAGGCUGACGGUGAUGAGAACGCAGACGAGGGAGAUGAAGUCGGUGACUUGGGCAAGAAGGGAGACGGCAAGGAAGGCGAGAAAUUGGUCAAGGUGAAGGUUGGUCGCGGUCUGGGUGUUGGUGACCUCGUCGAGAGGAAUGAGAGCCAACAGUCAUAA